Molecule: messenger RNA, 1999 nt
Organism: Heterocephalus glaber (naked mole-rat)
Lineage: Eukaryota; Metazoa; Chordata; Mammalia; Rodentia; Bathyergidae
Source: RefSeq, a predicted model, not a curated record
GCCAGUGUCAGAAGUUUCUUUAGGCGCCCUGAAGGAUUUCCUCCGGUGUGGCCUCCAUUCGGGCACUCAUUUAGCCACCCAUUUGCUCUUCGGGGGUCCUCGCCGCCCUCCUCUCAACUAAUUAAGUGAUGGACGCAGUAGCCAAGGAGACUGUCUGAUUGACAGGCAUGCUAACCAACCAAGUUGUGAAAAGUGCAGUCUGGGCGGGCCCGGCGCGUGGCCGGCGGCCCAAUUAAAAAGUGGAAGCGCCAAAAGGGGCGGUAACAGGACGGCUUAGGUUGUGGCGGUUCUCCGGUGAUUGCGUGCUUGGGACUGACACAACUAGGGGCACUCAGAUGGUGCUAUGACGCGGUAUAGCAACAGUGUUGAGAGCGUGAGCGCAUUCUAGCGGAGGGAGCCCUUCGAUCCUGGAGAAGGCGCGACGUGGAGGCAGGUCGCUCUGUUUGAGAGUACUCCCUCGAAGCCCUUCAGCGAGUGGGGGAGGGGCGGUGGACGAGCAGCGGUGCCCUUGUGCGCUUGCGCUGGCCCGUGCCGACCUAUCCCGCACGCACGCGCAUGCCCACAGCGUCCCGAGCCGCGGUGGCCGGCGACACUGCGCUUGCGCGCGGUAGAGCCCGUUGAGGUGCGGCUCCGGCGGACGUCGGGCGGUCGGCUCGUGACGUAGUGAAGAGAGCUUUAAAGUCCGGGCUGGGCCGGGUGUCGGAGGGUCUGGCCAGGAGUCGGGUCGAAUCUCUUUAGCGGGCCUCCACGGCAUGAGGCGUUGCUGGCGCCCCUGCCCCCCGGGACGUGGAAAAGGUGGAGGAGGAGGAAGUACUGUUGUCGCCACCGCUGCAUGACCCGUCACCCCUGAAGCCCGACCCCGCGCCCAACCCCUCGACUCCCCCUGCCGGGUACCCGGCUUCGCAUGGGGGUUCGCCUCUGAGGACCCCCUUUUCUCCGGGGGCCUCUGGGCACGUCCCCCAAGAACCAUGCCCGGGCGCUCCACCCGCCCCGGAGGACCCUAGAGUAGUGUUGCGGGGGCAUGGCGGCCGCCAGCGGCUACACGGACCUGCGUGAGAAGCUCAAGUCCAUGACGUCCCGGGACAACUAUAAGGCGGGCAACCGGGAGGCCGCGGCUGCGGCAGCCGCUGCUGUGGCCGCUGCAGCCGCGGCUGCGGCGGCCGCUGAACCUUACCCGGUGUCUGGGACCAAGCGCAAGUAUCAGGAGGACUCGGACCCGGAGCGCAGCGAUUACGAGGAACAACAGUUACAAAAGGAGGAGGAGGCGCGCAAGGUGAAGAGCGGCAUCCGCCAGAUACGCCUUUUCAGCCAGGACGAGUGCGCCAAGAUCGAGGCCCGCAUUGACGAGGUGGUGUCCCGCGCCGAGAAGGGCCUGUACAAUGAGCACACGGUGGACCGGGCCCCGCUGCGCAACAAGUACUUCUUCGGUGAGGGCUACACGUAUGGAGCCCAGCUGCAGAAGCGCGGGCCUGGCCAGGAGCGCCUCUACCCGCCGGGAGACGUGGACGAGAUCCCCGAGUGGGUGCACCAGCUGGUGAUCCAGAAGCUGGUAGAGCACCGCGUUAUUCCCGAGGGCUUCGUCAAUAGCGCCGUCAUCAACGACUACCAGCCAGGCGGUUGCAUCGUGUCUCACGUGGACCCCAUCCACAUAUUCGAGCGCCCCAUCGUGUCUGUGUCCUUCUUUAGCGAUUCUGCUCUGUGCUUCGGCUGCAAAUUCCAGUUCAAGCCUAUCCGGGUGUCAGAACCUGUGCUUUCCUUGCCUGUUCGCAGGGGGAGCGUGACUGUGCUCAGUGGAUAUGCUGCUGACGAAAUCACUCACUGCAUACGGCCCCAGGACAUCAAAGAGCGCCGAGCAGUCAUCAUCCUCAGAAAGACGAGAUUAGACGCACCCCGGUUGGAAACAAAGUCCCUGAGCAGCUCCAUUUUGCCACCCAGCUAUGCUUCAGAUCGCCUGUCAGGAAACAACAGGGACCCUGCUCUGAAACCCAAGCGGUCCCAC